AUCAAUUUAUUCCAAGCAAAUAGGUGCUGGAUUUUAUAAAGCAUCGAUUCAUUUGGGAAACUCAGGAUUUAUGGAUGGUGUUCCAUGGAAGAACUAGGAUAAAGUCCUUUUAGCGUCUCCUUUAGCGUCUUUUUGGAUCCGUUUCGUUCUUGUCUUGGUCGUAGACCCAUGGCAAAGUGGUUUAGAGAUCACCUAAGUUUUGGCAGCAGGAAAGGACCGCCACAGCCCCCGAAACCCGACUACACCGAAAGCGAGAUCCUACGAGCCUACAGGGCUCAGAAAGAGCUGGACUUUGAGGACCCUUACGAACCCUUGGAGAACCGGGUGCUGAACCGCUCCGGGUCGGUGAAAACAUUCCCAGCGUUUGGCACUGUGCUGUCCAACGGCGUGGAGGUGAAGAUCGUGUCUCCCAAACACAGACUGAUAAAAGUGGAAUCUCAGGAAUUUGGGUGUAGCAAAAUACCACUGAACAUCGUGACCUUUGAGGAACCGCAGGCCCCUGUGGUUCCCUCGGCUCCUGCGGUCGGGGAAACUGAUUACUCGGACCCGUUUGACGCCAGGCCGGACCCGCGGCCCAGACCCGGCUGGGAGCAGAACGCCGUCGAAGCCUGCAGCAGUUACAUGGAGCCGUUUGAGGCCCAACGAUUCAUAAGUGGGCUCCAGCACAGCUCCGAUCAGGGCAGGAACAGCCCGCAGCUGUACGACAGCCCGUACGAGGAGAGAGUUUGGACCCGUGCAGCCCCUGAGGAGGACGAGAGAGAGAGCCGUCUGCCCCAGGAUGACGAGAGGCCGGCGGAUGAGUACGACCAGCCCUGGGAGUGGAAGAAAGAGAACAUCUCCAAAGCCUUCGCCGUAACUUUUGAAGCCAGAGACCGGGAUCAAUGCACGCUGCCCCGUGACGAGGAAUCCAGGAAGGCAGGAGCGUCCAGAAUCAGUCCUUCAUCCAGCAGAGCCACCAGCCUGCACAAACCCAGCAACACGCACGGCAUCCUGGGAGAGAGAGUGGAUCCCAUGCUGCCUCUGGAGAAGCAGGUAUGGUACCAUGGUGCACUGACUCGCUCAGAAGCUGAAUCUCUGCUCACGCUGUGUAAGGAGUGCAGUUACCUGGUGAGGAAGAGCCAGACGAGCCGAAACGUCUAUUCACUGUCUCUCAGGAGCUGUCACGGGUUCAUGCACAUGAAGUUCUCGCAGUCUCGUGAUGGGAAGUUCAUCCUGGGAGAGAACAGUCCUCCGUUUGACUCCAUCCCUGAAGUCAUUCAUUACUACACCACGAACAAACUGCCCAUCCGCGGAGCCGAACACCUGUCUCUGCUGUUCCCGGUGCUGGUGCAGACGCUCUGAGACCACACACACACACGGUUAUCACGCUCGCACACAGACACACUCAGGGCUUCACUCAGCCGGCUGCAACAGUGCUUCAUUUUCAAUCACAGGCUCUUCCAGAGUUUGAUUCGUGUUUGGAGUAGGAAUAUAAUUUUUCAAGCGUGUGAUCAAAUUCAUCCCAGGUGUGAAUGAAAACACAGGUGGCCUGUAGUGACACUGUAUCGAUGUGCAACACGCGUGUGAUGAAUAUUUUCCGCACCACUGGACUCUAAAGUGUCUUCGUGUCACACUGGGAACUGCAAUAUUAUUACUCUCUCUGCUCCAAACUCUUUAAAUGAUAGAUUUAACAUUUAAGGAUAAAUGUAGCCUGACCAAAGUAUUUCUAAAGAUUUUGCUAAAUACUAAAAAGCAAUGAUGUACAGUUAAAAUCCUAUUCUCUG
Molecule: messenger RNA, 1763 nt
Organism: Carassius carassius (crucian carp)
Lineage: Eukaryota; Metazoa; Chordata; Actinopteri; Cypriniformes; Cyprinidae
Product: SH2 domain-containing adapter protein F-like
Exons: 7
Coding region: 169-1341 (390 amino acids)
Molecular function (GO): phosphotyrosine residue binding
Source: RefSeq, a predicted model, not a curated record